AUUUGCUGAUUCCUGCGGAGAUCGAAAAUAGCACUCGUAACAAUCUCUCAAGGUCCCCUUCCAUUGACUUCAAGGUAAACUUCGCGAUGUAAACUGCGUGGCAGAACAGUUAGUUCUGUGGACGAAUACAUUGUUGACGUCAGGUAUCAUAGUGUAUACAAAGUGCGACGUGCGUCGCACGGUCGUGGAUUACUUAUCAAUGGGCCGCAUAUUUGUCCUCCGCGGACGAAGUCAACGCAUUAAUGCCUCGUCGCGUAUAAGGCGCCGUUUUCCGUGUCGCGAUUUCAGUUGCAGCCGAACAGCCGGCCGAAGGAAUUUCACGUGGAGUCGACUUGGCGAGAGAAGCGAUUACGUGGGAGGACACACGUUGCUGCAUUUGAUUGCCUCAACGCGUGUUUGUCACUGCUUAUUGGUACGUGCAAGACACGCGAUCGCCAUUAUACGCGUGUUCGUGUAAUUUCGCGUAUUAGACUUCCUGCCGGUCCCUCGCUGUGUUAUUUUUAGCGCUUAUCUUAUCAACGGCAAGGUCGAGGACGUCGUGUUCCGGUCCGAUUAUCGGAUGUGGUGCACGCAUUUGGCGGCUACGGAAACGACAACGGUAGCAUCAUCUGUGACGGAGACAGCGGUCGAGAACUCGAGCGAUCUGGCAGGUGAGAGGGCAUAUUGUAUGAGCAGGGGAGACUGCCGGUGAUGGACAAUGAGCAACCGCACCAGGAACUGGUCAAGUGCGUGGUCGUGGGUGACACGGCAGUCGGAAAGACCAGACUGAUCUGCGCCAGAGCCUGCAAUAAGCACGUGUCACUGUCACAACUCCUGACUACUCACGUGCCCACGGUCUGGGCUAUCGACCAAUAUCGGAUCUACAAGGAUGUAUUGGAGCGAUCUUGGGAGGUAGUAGACAAUGUAAACGUGUCGUUACGUCUCUGGGACACAUUUGGCGACCACGAGAAGGAUCGACGUUUCGCAUACGGCAGGUCUGACGUUGUGUUACUAUGUUUCUCCAUAACCAACCCCGUUUCCUUGCGAAACUGCAAGGUGAUGUGGUAUCCCGAGAUAAGGAGGUUCUGCCCGCAGACACCGGUCCUAUUGGUCGGAUGCAAAAACGAUCUGCGAUAUAUGUAUCGGGACGAAACUUAUCUCAGUUACUUUCGCGAUCGCAGUCCCUUUGUAAGGGCUACGAGGAAGAGCGAUCUGGUUAUGCCGGAUCAGGCACGGGCGGUGGCGCGAGAACUCGGUGUGUGCUAUUACGAGACAAGCGUUUUCACUUAUUACGGUGUGAACGAGGUGUUCGAAAAUUCGAUACGUGCCGCCCUAAUCGCACGUCGUCAGCAACGUUUCUGGAUGACGAACUUGAAAAGGGUGCAAAGACCUUUGUUACAGGCACCAUUCUGUCCACCAAAACCUGUACCGCCGAAGGUAUGCCUGGCUGCAAGUACCUAUGAGGAGAACAUGAAGAGCCUGUGGACGAGGCCGGUUCACACGGACGUUACUCUGAUAGCGAGUAACUGCACGUUCUCGGUUCAUCGAUGUUUACUCGCCGCCGCUUCGCCGGCGUUUCACCGGCUCUUCUCGAUGGAACUCGCUCAGGAACUAACGCCACGCAGCUCCAGCGAGUCCAGCAUGGUGAGCACUUUCGGCGAGGCCACCGUCGGUGACUUCAACGACGAUACCGAGUGCCUAAUUCGUAUCGAUCAAAGCAAACCCGCAAAAGUCUGGGAACAACUUAAGCGACGAUCGAGUUUUCAAGUACUGCCGACGAUGGAUAAUCAGAGAAAAAGCAACAGCGCGACGAGGGAGCUGAAUCAUCCUGCCUUCCAAAAUAUUCGUAUAUGUCUGACUGAAAAUGCGAACGGUGUGCAGCAGCCCAUGACUGUGAUCACGCUGUCGAAGCUGAUCACGCCGCAGGCGAUGCAGCAGUGCUUGCAAUUCAUUUACACGGGCAGCCUGGACAAACGGUAUCACGAUCUACAAACAGCUCCUAUCGGGCUUCUACUGGAAAUCAGGCAAGCGGCCGAAUUCCUCGAGUUGCCGCAAUUACUCAUGGUGCUCGGUAGCAUACAGACGCGGGAGCAGUUCGUCAAUAGCGAUCUCAAUAACCGGUACAAGCAAGUGGUUAGACAACGGCUGGAAGAUAUCUGCCUGGAGCAAGGUCUCUUCGCUGAUGUGAUGUUUGAGCUAGAUGAUGGCAGCGUACCGGCCCACAAAGCGAUUCUCACUGCCCGAUGCGACGUAAUGAAAGCCAUGUUCUCUGGCGAUUUUCGCGAAAGCAGCGCAAAAGUCAUAGUCUUUCCUGGGGUUCGGGAGUAUACAUUCCACAAGUUACUCUGCUAUCUUUACACGGACGAAGUGCCAGCGAUCUCUUCGAUCAGAUGCCUGAACCUAUUGGAACUAGCCAACAGACUCUGCCUUCAACGAUUGGUCAACCUAGUCGAGAGCAGAGUGAUUGAAGAUCUUGAGCGGCUUUCGCAAAAUGAGGGGAACGACGCUGUGGAAAACUGCCUGAGGCUGUUGGAGCCGUGCAAGCUGCAUAAUGCCGAUCAGCUGGCCGACUGGUGCAUGAAUCAUCUCUGCGUUAACUAUAAUAAGCUGUGCAAAAUGUCACCUCGUAGCGUGCGACUGCUUCAUCCGGAGAACCAGGAGUAUUUGAACGAGCACCGAUGGCCGCCGGUUUGGUACUUGAAGGAUUACGAUUACUAUCAGAAGUGUUUAGCGGAGCAGGUACGCGAGAACAAGCCGACAUUGAAGCGGAAUCGUAAUCAGUCCGGUUGUCUGUGUUUCUCGGGCUCGAGUAAAACCAGACGGGAGGGUAACACCGGUAACGGUGGAGGCACAAAAUCGACGACGUCGAGCGAGACACCGGCAGAUCGGCCACUCUUCGACGCCUCGACCGAAUCCGGCGAGCAAGCUGUAUGACAGGAACCAAGCGGCCUCAGCCGCUCCGUCAGAUUCAUCCUGGUCCUACCUGUGCUCAUGGUCUUCAUAUGCACUAUUUUUACCAUUUUGAUACUGCUACAGAUUUAUACUUAAGCGGACUGCAAGACACCAAAGAGACUACGCGUAAACGCACGAAAC
Molecule: messenger RNA, 3072 nt
Organism: Trachymyrmex cornetzi
Lineage: Eukaryota; Metazoa; Arthropoda; Insecta; Hymenoptera; Formicidae
Gene: RhoBTB
Product: Rho-related BTB domain containing
Exons: 15
Coding region: 691-2913 (740 amino acids)
Biological process (GO): small GTPase-mediated signal transduction
Molecular function (GO): GTPase activity; GTP binding; protein binding
Source: RefSeq, a predicted model, not a curated record